Messenger RNA from Hydra vulgaris (swiftwater hydra), 2175 nucleotides. NCBI's taxonomy places the organism in Eukaryota, Metazoa, Cnidaria, Hydrozoa, Anthoathecata, Hydridae. The record is from RefSeq and is a predicted model, not a curated record.
AUGAGUUUUAUUGCCAGUAUUUAUGACCCAAUAGGUCUUAUUAAUCCAGUAGUUGUAACUUGUAAAAAUUUAUUUCAAAGGAUUUGUGUUUCUAAGUUAGGUUGGAAUGAAAAUUUGUAUGGUGAUUUAUUGUCUACUUGGAAUCUUAUUUUAAGUGAUUUCAAAUCUGUUUUUCAAAUAGCAGUACCUCGAUGGUAUAUGAGUCCUGGGUUGGGUAAUAUAAAUAAUGUAAAAUUUGAAUUACAUGGUUUUUCUGAUGCAAGUGUUAAGUCGUUUGGGUGUUGUGUUUAUCUUAGAUUUUUUAAUGCUAAUUUUAGUCGUGCCUCUUUGAUAGCCUCGAAGUCUAGGGUUGCCCCAUUAGGCAAAAACACAAUGCCUCGAUUAGAGCUUUCUGCAACUUUACUUUUAGCAAAGCUAUUAGCAUCUAUUUACGAUCAAUUGAUAUCUAUUUAUAACAUUUCAAAUAUAGUAUAUUGGACUGAUUCAACAAUUUGUUUGCAUUGGAUUUUUAAUACUAAUAAUACCUAUGAACAGUUUGUACAAAAUCGUUUAAAUAAAAUAAGAGAAUUGACUUUAAUUUGUAAUUGGAACUAUAUUGAAUCCUUUAGGAAUCCUGCAGAUAUAAUAUCACGAGGAUCUUCGCUUAAGAAAUUAAAUAAUAAUGAACUUUGGUUUUAUGGACCCAAUUUUUUAAAUGAUAUUAAUAUUAAAUGGCCAUAUUAUGAACAUGUUAAUCAUUCAAAUGAAACACUUGAAGUUUUGUGUAAUGUGGUACAUGUUAAGGUUAAUGUUAAUCUUGACUUUAUUAAUGUUGAUAAAUUUAGUGAUUUUAGGUAUUUACUUCGAGUAACAUCGUGGAUUCUUCGGUUUAUCAAUAAUGCGAAAGAUAAAAAGAAGAACAUCUUCAAGACUGGUUUAAUUACAGCUGAAGAAAUAGAUAAUGCAAAGCGGUUGUGGAUUAAAUUUUCACAGAUAAAUCUAAUCGAUGAGAAUAAAUUUAAACAAUUACGAAAAGAUUUACGUUUAUUUCUUGUCAAGCACAAUGGUGUGAAAGAAACAAUUAAUGCUUUAAGAUCCCAGUAUUGGAUACCUUGUUGUAGGCAGUUAGCAAAGAGCGUGAUACGAGAAUGUACAACUUGUCGACGUAUAGAGGGUAGGCCUUAUUCAUACCCACCUGCUCCACCUUUGCCUGAAAGUCGUUUAAAUUCUGAUUUCGCCUUUAAAAGUAUUGCUUUGGAUUAUGCUGGUCCGCUGUAUAUUAAAGAUAUUUAUGGCGCUUGUACGUUGAAUAAAGCAUGGAUUUUCUUAUUUACAUGUUGCAGUAGUCGUUUGAUUUUAUUAGACUUAGUAGCUGACUGUUCAUCUAGAUCAUGCAUUAUGGGUAUCCGUAGAUUUAUUGGAAGACGGGGUGUUCCAGAAAUUAUUUAUUCAGACAAUGGUUCACAAUUUGUUUCAACUGAAACUCAGUACUUUGCUGCAAACCAUUCUAUAAAAUGGAAGUUUAAUGCGCCUUCGGCACCGUGGUGGGGAGGGAUGUUUGAGCGACUAGUACGAAUGACUAAAAGAUGUUUGAAGAAAGCCUUAAAGAAUUCGAAGUCUUCUUAUGAAGAAGUACGAACGUUGCUUUCUGAAAUUGAAAUGGUACUAAAUAACCGACCAUUAACUUAUUUGUAUAACAAUCAAGGUGAUGAAGCACUCACACCUAAUCACUUAGUUUUUGGACAUAAGCUUAAGCUUGAAUCAAGUCUUAGUGCUUGUAAUGAUAUAGAACAAGAUGUGCAUAUACGAAACAGUAUGUUAUCGAAUACAUUGAAUCAUUUUAGAAGUAGAUUCAAAAGUGAGUACUUGACAGAGUUGCGUGAAUAUCAUAAAUCAAAGCGGAGUAAUGGAUGUAAUGGUAUUCGUGUUAAUGACAUUGUAUUAAUUGAAAAUGAUAACUGUAAAAGACAAUUAUGGAAAUUAGCACGUGUUGAAGAAUUGUUAUAUUCAAACGACGGAGUUGUUCGCGUUGCUAAAGUUUGUUACAAACAAGAGAAUGGUAGUUCGUGUUUAAUUACUCGACCCAUUAAUAAACUAUAUCCUACUGAAUAUUCAGACAAUGAAAAAAUAGUAACUGUUGCCUUUAUUAACGAGAAGAAUAUUCCUUUACUUGUAAAUGGUGGCCGGGAGUGUUGA